Molecule: messenger RNA, 1986 nt
Organism: Paramecium primaurelia
Lineage: Eukaryota; Ciliophora; Oligohymenophorea; Peniculida; Parameciidae
Source: the annotation of a GenBank genome assembly
AAUGUUAGCCUCUUUUUAAUAAUAACCACUUGUAAGAAAAAUGGUCAAAUCUCAAGUUGAAUUAUCUAUGCCAUAAACCAAAACCACUUCUGAUUUGCUAUUCUAAAAUUAAAGAUCUUCUUAUUAACAAUAUAGAAAAUAAACUUAACAAUCAGAUGAAAUAUCAGUUUAGAAAUUAUUUUUCAGAACUACAGAACCAUCUAUAUAAGAAACUCCUAGUUCAUUAUAUUUAACUAGACAAAAAGAAGAGCCUUUCAUUACUACUACAUCAAAAUUUUAAGAAUAGAAAUAUUAAUAGAGAAUUGAUUUCUCAAAUUCAGAACAUAAGAAUUCAAUCAUUGAAUUACCAAAAUUCAGAAUGGUUGCAAGUAUGUAUGGUAGAAGUAUCAUGUCUACAGCUAAAAUAAAUAGAAGAAUGGCCGAAUCCUCUGAUAGUGAAUUUUUUAUGUAAUCGCCAGGGUAAAUUUAUUAUAAAAUAUCAAGAGAUUAAGAUAAAUGAUAAUUUGUAAUCAAUUAUUUAUGGAAGAUGAACGAUUCCUUUAUUAAUUUAUGUAUAUUCCAGAUUUGACAUAACCAAAAGAAAGAUUUGAUGAUUUUGUCAAAUGUUUAAGAAAUGUAUAAAAGAUUAAUAGCAAAAGAUUAUAUUUUUAUUUAAAAGAUGGAACUCCAGUUAAUUCACACUUAGACAUACCUCCAACUCAUAAAACCUUAAUAUAUAGUCAAAAUUCUGUUUAUAAACCUUAUGAUAAUCCAUAAUUAGAUCUCUUAGAAUAGUAAUGCAAAUCAUAUAAUUUCCUUUAAAUUAAAAAAAAAUAAUAAUAUAAAAAUAGUAAUUCAUAAGUGGAAGAUAUAAUUAGAACUUUAAAUGAUGGAUAAGAUAAUCAAUAUAAUUCUAAGGAAUUAAAAACAUAACUAAGGAAUCUCUCACUUAGAAAGUCAAGCUUAAAGAAUUCUCUAGAAAAAUUAAUAAAACCAACUUAAUUUAAUGUAGAUAAUAAUUUAAAAUUAUAAAAAACUGUCAUUAAUACAUAAAUAGAUAAAACUGAAACUUAGGAAUAAAAUAAAAUGGAAUUAUUUGAUGAUAUGUUGUAACUUUAUGAAUAAGAAUUAAAAAAAAUUGAUUUCAAUUAAAAUCAACCUGAUGAUAUUAAUUAAAUUUAAUUUGAUAAUGAAAAUGAUGAAAUGAGAUUAAAAAUUAAAUAAGCUGCUUGUUUAUUAGAACCCUUAUUAAAUAAAUUUUUGAAUUUCACAUAAAAAAAAGAAGAAGUUAUUGAAGAAUAAUUUUAAUUAAAUAAUAUGGAAUAAAAAAAAUAAUCUAAAACAUAAUAAAAUUUUGUACAUAAAAAUAUUAAAAGGAGAAUAAGUCAUAAAUUUAGCUUAUAAUAAUUAUUAAAAAUAAAUCGAGAAUUAUUUAUUUAAAAUAUUCCAAAAUUAUUAUCAUCAUCAAAUUUCUCUCGUUAUGAAUUACAUAAUACUUAUGUACUUUAUUGUGCUUUAUAAUAAAUUACAUCAUAAAGAUAUAAAUAUUAUAAUAUAAAUGAUGGUGUUGAUUAUUAAACUUAUAGAAGAGGAAUAUUUUAAAUAUUCUUUUAAAAUGAAUUUUUAGCUCAAUAAAUUUUUAAUCGAAUAGAUUAUAAUUAUAGUGGAUUUCUUAAUUGGGAAGAAUUCUUAAGAUUAAUGAUGAGUAUUAAAGCAAAAACAGUUGUUGAAAAAAUUGAUCUUUUUAUUUCUAUUUCUGAUAGUGAUGGAAAUGGUAGACUAUCUCAUGAUGAAAUUUUUAAAUUAGCUAAAUUAUGUUUAUCUCAUUAUGUAUAAGAUAAAGGAGAAUUCUUAGAUAUUUUAUGUGAAUAUUAUACUAGGUUAAUCUUUUAAAUUGUAAAUAAAGAUGUAACAGAAGAAAUACCUUUUGAAGAGAUCAAAAAAGCUAUAUUAGAAAAUAAAGAAGAUAGUGAUCUCUUAUUAAUGUUUUGUGGAGCAGAUGUAUGA